Molecule: messenger RNA, 702 nt
Organism: Rhizophagus irregularis DAOM 181602=DAOM 197198
Lineage: Eukaryota; Fungi; Glomeromycota; Glomeromycetes; Glomerales; Glomeraceae
Molecular function (GO): hydrolase activity, hydrolyzing O-glycosyl compounds
Source: RefSeq, a predicted model, not a curated record
AUGCAAAAUUCUCGUAAAGUAACGCAUUUAAUAAAUUUUUGUGUGAAUAAUAAUUUAGAUUUUUUAAUAUUUGAUCAUUAUGCUCAUGGAUUAUCUUCAGGUUCAUUCACAGAUGUUUUUAAUGUUACAAUUGGUAGAAUGUAUAAUGAUCUUUGUAAUAUAAUGAAACAUGAAACUACAAAUUCACAAAUUUUAGUUGGGUCAAGUAUGGGAUUUUGGUUAUCUUUAUUAGUCGCUUUAAAAGGGGAAGAACAGUUAAAGAAUAGAAUAACUGGAAUCAUUGGGAUUGCUCCUGCUAUUAAUUUUACUGAAAAUAUAUUAAAAGAAGCUAAAGAAAAAGGAUUAUUCUUGGAUGAAUCUAAUACAUCACCUGAUAGUUUUUAUCAUAGACAAUCUAAAUAUUCACCCACAGGAACUUAUCCAAUUUCAUUUCAUUUUCUUCAAGAAGCUCGAAAUCAUUUAUUAGAUCUUAAAAAUAUCAGAAAUAAAAUAAAGUUCCCAAUUGUACUUUUACAUGGUAAACUUGAUCCAGAUAUAUCUUACGAGGAAACUUUAAAAUUAGCUAGCGCAUUAAAAAGUGAUUUUGUUGAUAAUGUAAAAACAAUAUUAAUUCACAACGGAGACCAUCGCUUAUCAAAAGAACAAGAUUUAAAGAUAUUAGAUAAAGAAAUUAUACAAAUGAUUGGCAGAUUUAAUAAGUAA